UGUUAAGAAGUUAAAAAAUUUAAGUGAGCUGGAAAUCGCUUUGUUAGUUUUGUGUUUGAUUUAUGUGUCUAAAUAUUUAUAAAAAAUAUAAAUCAAAGUUAAUUAAAUAAUUGUUUAAAAUUUUAUGAAAUAUCUAUAAUUGUUAAAAUAUAUUCAAAAGAUUCUUUGUUUUGUUCCAUUAAAUAUUAAAAUCAAUGGAUGAGUUGCCCAUAGAUACGAGAUCUCGUUCUCGUUCUAAAACACCAUUUUUACGUUCAAAUUGUGAUCAUGAAUUAUGUACACACGUUAAUGAUGAUGACCCUGAACAUCAUCACCAUCACCAUAAAAAAUCACCUAUAUUAAGCCAGAAACAUAAACAAAUUUCUACAUUAAUUGAAGAAGAAUUUGAAACAAAUAGACCUCAAUCACCAACAAAAAGAUCAUCUAUUAAUCAAGUAAAAUCUGUAUUAACAAAAGUUUCAUCAGCACGUACAACAUCAGAUUAUUCAUCAAAUUCAAGUGAAGAUUUAAGUACAAAUACUGAUUCAACACCAACAUUAUCAGAAAUUCAACCAACAGCCCAUAUUAUGUAUAAGAAUCAAAAUCAGAUUAACAGUCAAAAUAAAAAAAAUUCAACAAUUAUUACAACAAGAACAACAACUACCACAACAAGAACUGGAAGAAAUAUUAUUUCAAAUGGCCGUACAGCAAUUAGUCAGCAUGGAAAUAAAACAAAAGAGGUAUUACAAAAUGAAAGUAAUACAGAAUUUGAAGAAAAUUCAAAAAUUAAAACAAGCACGCCUAUAUUGUCAUCUAAUUCAGUAAGUAAGAAAAAAACAACGUCUAGAUAUGUUGAUAGCAGUUUUAAUGGCGAUAUUAGUGAUCCAAAUCAUCCUGCUUAUAAAGAGUAUAUAGCUGCUGGCGAAUAUUGGAAGAAAUUUCCUAAAACUGAUUACACAUACUCUAAAUUAUCAUCACAUCGUCGGGAAUUAGCGCCUGGGGUUGUUGCUUUCCCAAAUAUGUCAAGAAGAAGUUUGGAAAAACACAAUGAACGUAUCACUUAUAUGCUUGAGAGAAAUCCAGAUCAAGCAGAAAGUAUCAGAAAACGUUUUAUUGAGACAUUAUUUUCAAAAAAUCAGAGAAUUGAACGUAAAACAGAAGAUGUCAAUCAAUUAUUAUAUGAUUCGCAAGAUGAAACGGAUCUCAAUGAACAAAAUCAAUACAAUUAUAUGCGAGAAGAAUCAUAUAUAAGAAAAUUUAUAACAAGAAUUGUUUCAAUAUUUUCUAUCUUUACGAGUAUUUUUUCUGCAAAAGACAGGAAAGAUCAAAGUUAUUUAUCUCGAACUGGAAUUCAUGGAAGUCAAGCAGGAAUUUUAUCCAGAAGCACGAAUGCCAUUAAAAAUGCCAUAUAUUCAAUAUUCAGCGCGUUAUACUUAAUGAUUUCUUAUAUACUUUAUCUGGACACUUGGUUAUUACGAUCUUCAAAUGCUGAUGGAAGAAAAAAGAAAAGAUUUUUAUUGCUGUUGUUGAUUUUGUUACCUUUGUUAUUAUUGGCUGCUUGGAAACUUUUAGAUGAAAGAGAAAGAAAUUUACUUAUAUCUCGUUAUCAUUCUUUAAUUCCAUUUUCUUUAAUUGGAUUGCAAAGUACAUUAAACAAUUUCAAAUCUAAUCUUAAUUCUUAUAAAUUUUCAUUUGGCUGGCCAACUUUAUCAAUUUUUUCGAAUGAUAAUAAUUAUGCAUCUAUUACAAAUAAUAUACAAAAAACAUUAAAUCCUGAAGAAUAUGAUAAUUUAAUUAAUCAUAUAAAUAGUUAUGUUCAAAAAAUGGUAGUUCAUGAAUUAAAUUUAAAUAAACAGAAACGUAAUGAAGAAAUAUCACCAGAAAUUGCGUCAUAUAUUGCAAAUUUAGUUCAAGAACAAAUAUUCAUGCACUAUGGCAAUGUGAGAGAAACUGAUCUUAAAAUUGAACCUUAUGUAUUAACUGAUGCCGAUAUUGAAAAAAUAAUAGCACAACUUCAAGUAAAAUUAUCAACAAUGAAUUAUCCUGGUCCAUUAGUUUUAACAAAAGAAAAUAUAGAAGAAAUAACAAAAUUAAUUCAGCAUAAUAUUCAUGUUAACAAUCAAUAUUUGAAUAUAGUAGAGAAAAUAAAUAUUGAUGAUUUAUUGUUAAAAAUUUUGGAAUCACCAAAAUUAUCUGAAUUCAUUGAUUCACGCAUAUUAUUAAUGAAACCGAUAGAGGAAACUCUGCAAUUCAAAAUGCAGUCUAAUCUAAUGACAACUGAUAAGUAUAAAGAGUUGUUGCGGAAUCAACAAAAAUUGAUUGAUGAAUUAAAUGAAGAAAUUCUUUUUGUUAAAACAAAUUUAGUUGACAAACUUAAUGAAAAUAAUGAUUUAUAUUUAUCAAUUUCCUUAUUACAAAACGCUCAAAAUGAACUCACUGAACGUUUGAGGUUACACGAAAUAAAUAUCAAUGGUCGUUUUGAUAAUCUGUUAGCUGAAAUUGGAGAACGAUUGGCUGGUUUAAAUGAUAAACAGUUUUCAUCAAUUAAUAGACAAAUAAAACUGAGUCUAAUAGAAAUUUUAGGUUAUUCAACAAAAGAUAAUGGUGAAAUAAAUUUAGAUGAAGUCGAUUUGAAAAAUUGGAUACGUAAUAUGUUUGUAGCAAAAGCAGUUUUAGAAGACCGUUUAAAUGAAUUAAGUCUUAAAAUUGACAAAAAUAUAAGGGAUGAAAUUGAUAAAUCAGGGGCAAUUCUUUUCGGUGACAUAAGUGAAAAAUUGAAAAUUGAAAUUCUAAAAGCUGUUGAAAUUCGUCAAAAAGAAUUAUUAUCUGCAUCAGGUUCAACAAUUGAUAUUAAAGGAACUAGUUUAGAUGAAAAAGAAAUUAAGCGUAUUGUUCGUGGCGUAUUAGCGGUUUAUGAUGCUGAUAAAACUGGAAUGGUAGAUUAUGCUUUAGAAUCAGCUGGCGGGCAAAUUUUAUCAACUCGCUGUACAGAAAACUAUCAUGUUAAAUCUGCACAAAUAUCUUUAUUUGGAUUUCCAUUAUGGUAUCCAAGUAAUACGCCUAGAACAGCUAUAUCACCAUCAGUUCAGCCUGGAGAAUGUUGGGCUUUCCAAGGUUUUCCUGGAUUUUUGGUUUUGAAAUUAAAUACAAUGAUAUUCGUGUCAGGAUUUUCAUUAGAACAUAUUCCAAAAAGUUUAUCUCCUAGUGGAAAUAUUGAUUCAGCUCCGAGAAAUUUUACAGUUUUGGGUCUCAAUAGUGAAAAUGAUGAUGAACCAGUUUUAUUUGGAGAAUACGAAUAUACUGAUGAUGGUCCUGCUUUACAAUAUUUCAGUGUACAAAAUAAAAAAAUCAAUCGUCCAUUUGAAAUUGUUGAAUUAAGAAUUGAAACAAAUCAUGGAAAUUUGGCAUAUACUUGUUUGUAUAGAUUUAGAGUACAUGGCAAAAUAUCGAAAACGUGAUAAAAAUCAUAAAUAAUUUCAAUUAAUCAAUAUUUUAUUUGAUUAAUAUUCUUGCCAUUCAUGAAGUCACGACAAAAAUUAUGUGUCAAAUAACUUUGAUUUAGAUUUCAUCUUAUAUUUUGUUUUAUAUUUCCUUUUUU
Condylostylus longicornis is the source of this 3577-nucleotide messenger RNA. RefSeq names its product klaroid protein (gene koi). Gene Ontology annotation, cellular component: nuclear envelope; meiotic nuclear membrane microtubule tethering complex. Gene Ontology annotation, molecular function: protein-membrane adaptor activity. NCBI's taxonomy places the organism in Eukaryota, Metazoa, Arthropoda, Insecta, Diptera, Dolichopodidae. The transcript is spliced from 8 exons. Gene Ontology annotation, biological process: nuclear envelope organization. The coding region runs from base 195 to 3437 and encodes 1080 amino acids. The record is from RefSeq and is a predicted model, not a curated record.